UGUUAAAAGUGUUAAGAGACACACCAGUGUGCUACUGUGUAGUUUGUUUUUUCAAAUAGAAUCUGUGUUAAUGUAAUACUAAAGCUGUGUGGUCUUUUUGGACAGCUGGAAGUAUUGUCAAACAUUAUGUCAUGGAUUAUAGAUUUUUGGCCAAUCUUGUAUCUGAUACCAGUCAUUGUAUGUCUUUUCUAUGGAUUCAGAAAGUAAGAACUAAGAAGAAAGGAUCCAAAAUACCCAGAAACACAGUUUGUCUUCAUCAAGUAGGCAGGGGACCUUUGGUUCCAAGUCUCUCCCCAUUUGCUCUAAAACUUGAGACAUUUUUACGGAUGCACAAAAUACCAUACAUGAAUGAUCACUCCGGGACUAUGUCCAAAAAAGGUAAAACACCUUGGAUAACAUAUAAUGGUAAGGACAUAGCAGACUCUCAGAUGUGCAUAGAGUAUCUGAAAGACAAGCGUAACCUUCGGGUAGAUGAUCAUCUGUCUAGAGAAGAGAAAGCUGUGGCCCGAGCCAUUCGUUGUCUUACGGAGGAAAAUCUUUACUGGACUAUGUGCUAUGAAACAUUUGUGAAGAAUCCAAAAAGUCUUGACCUACUUCUCAAGGACAUUUUUAGUCGACCUAAAAUAUUUGUAUUCAAGAACCUGGUAGGAAGACUUGUGAAAAAGGAACUUCAUGGCCACGGAAUAGGACGUCACUCGGACACUGAGAUUUGGAGCAUUGGAAAGGGAGACCUAACGGCUCUCUCUGAAUUUUUGGGUGACAAAAACUACAUGUUUGGAGACAAGGCCUCUGAUAUAGAUUGUACGGUUUUUGGCAUGCUUUCCAUGGCUGUCUGGCAGAUGAAGGGCUCUAGACACGAAGCCUAUAUUCACCAAAACCUUCCAAACCUUGUUGCUUAUUGUGAGCGCAUGAAAGAAUCGUUUUGGCGAGACUGGUCUCAGAGAUGCAGAGGCCCUGGCUAUGUACAGGAUGACUUGAAGAUGUACAGUUUCUGAACUGACAGGAAAAAGGGAUGAAGAUUUUGAAAAGUUACACAUCAUUUAUAUAUUUGUUUAGGAAAUGUUAUAUCAUGGAAAUAAAGAACUAUUUAGCACAUA
Biomphalaria glabrata is the source of this 1097-nucleotide messenger RNA. RefSeq names its product failed axon connections homolog. NCBI's taxonomy places the organism in Eukaryota, Metazoa, Mollusca, Gastropoda, Planorbidae. The transcript has 6 exons. The record is from RefSeq and is a predicted model, not a curated record. Gene Ontology annotation, cellular component: cytoplasm. Bases 132 to 995 code for a protein of 287 amino acids.